AUGCCCGUCUUUUCAAAGGAGGCAAUACUGCCCGAGCGAACAGACAUCGACCGAUCAAAAUGCACCCGCGUGGUCCCCAUGCGCGUCCUAGGACUCGGUCUAAGUCGAACAGGAACCAACUCACUCCGAAGCGCCCUCCGAACCCUAGGCUAUGACGAUACCUACCAUGGCUUCGCGGCCUUUAUGGAGAAUCCCCGAGAUUGCGAGAUGUGGCUGAAAGCCCUGGCAGCCAAAUUCGACGGGCAGGGUAAACCUUUUGGACGGGAGGAAUUCGACCAGCUUCUUGGUCAUUGUCAGGCUGUGACUGAUAUCCCAGCCAUCUGCUUUGUCCCGGAAUUGAUAGAAGCAUAUCCAGAGGCGAAAGUGAUUCUCACACAUCGUGAUAUCAACGACUGGCAUACAUCGGUGAUGGAGACGAUCAUAAAACAAGUAGACAACCCGCUCACCAACAUGGCAACACGCUUUUUCCUGAUAUUCUGCCGAUCCUCAUUCCAACUGCCAAGGAAGGUAUCUGUCCAUGUGUGUCAGAACUACUACCAGGAUUUCAAGUUCAAUGGCAGGCAGAUUUACAGGGAACAUUAUGCUCUGGUGGACAGUCUUGUGCCGGAGGACAAUUUGCUUCAUUACCGAAUUGAGGAGGGUUGGGAGCCUCUUUGUCGAUUUCUGGGCCAGCCUAUUCCUGAUGUGCCGUUUCCUUAUGGGAAUACAGCUGCGGAGGUGCUGGCUAAGACCAGGGCUUUUAUUGCGGUCGAGGCUAUGCAUGCUCUUCGGAGGUUUUGCGUUUUUUGGGUUAUUGUUGUUGCUAUUGUUGUGUCUGCUUUUCAUCUUCUUUUUGCCUUCAAGGAGGUUUUGGGGUUCUUUUUGAGACUGCUUUGGGGCAUUUGCUGUACUCCAUUUCCUGUACUUCAUUUCCUGUACUUCAUUUUGUGUACUACAUUUGCUGUACUUGAGGCUCGUUAG
Penicillium salamii is the source of this 960-nucleotide messenger RNA. The record is from the annotation of a GenBank genome assembly. NCBI's taxonomy places the organism in Eukaryota, Fungi, Ascomycota, Eurotiomycetes, Eurotiales, Aspergillaceae.